Molecule: messenger RNA, 458 nt
Organism: Monascus purpureus
Lineage: Eukaryota; Fungi; Ascomycota; Eurotiomycetes; Eurotiales; Aspergillaceae
Source: the annotation of a GenBank genome assembly
AUGGCGACCAACCGUGUCCCUGUAGAUUACGAAGUCCCGCCUUUCCCAUCCCUCUACAACCCUCUUCCUCCCGGCCGCUACGAGGCAUACUACCUCUACUACACAGAAGAUAUCUGGAGAUUCACUCUGUAUUGGUCGUUUAUUUUUUAUGCGGCUACCCAUGCUACUGUGGCUGCCUGUGCUAUGGCCAUCCAAUGCCGAAACUGGAGGAUCUUCUGGGCUCUCCCGAUCAUAUACCUUAUCAUAGGAGGAUUAGAAGCUUUCUUAGCUGGGAGUAUCGUCGGUGGAAUUGUCGGAGCGACCUAUGAGGCAGGAAAUUUCAGAAUGUCAACUUGGACGCCUAUGAUCUGGGCAGGAAUUAACGUGAUGAUUUUGGCGCUCUCGAGUUUCCCUAUUCAAGGUGGGCUUUGAAGCGAUCUCUCUAUUGACCUGGUGGUCUGAUGGUGACGACGUCCGUC